This is a messenger RNA of Suillus plorans, 504 nucleotides long. RefSeq lists its product as uncharacterized. Lineage: Eukaryota; Fungi; Basidiomycota; Agaricomycetes; Boletales; Suillaceae. The coding region runs from base 1 to 504 and encodes 167 amino acids. The transcript is spliced from 2 exons. The record is from RefSeq and is a predicted model, not a curated record.
AUGCCCGACCUUCUCCGCAGCAUCAUCGGCAGAUUUACCCGAUUCCAAACUGGAACCAUCACAGCCGAGGAAUUGCAUGAUGAAUUCUUUCUUCACUGCUCUCCGCAUCGCCCUGGAUUGACGUCCCACCACCGAGUUGUUCCUAACUAUCCCUAUGAUUGGUGGAAGGAUCACUUUGACCACUUGAGUUUUGAGCUGCUGGUCUUGAACCUGCAAGAGGUCAUGGAGAUGACCCAUGACCACUUUGAACAACUGCCGCUGGGAGCUAUCCUUGAACCGGGUCCUGCGGUAACCGGUCAAGUGGACGGUGAAGCCCUCUUCAAUCAAAUUGUGGCCGCAAGAGCCCACCUCCAACAUCUCGGCGAAUCAAUGGCUUCCUUGCUGGAGCAGAAGGCCGGAUUGCCGCUGCAGCCGCAGUCCACCAUGUCUCAACUUGAGGGACCGAUUGCCGAGCUGGAGGAAGAGCUCUUAAAUUCUGGUAGGCAAUUGUCUGGCAAGGAUUGA